Messenger RNA from Limanda limanda (common dab), 1086 nucleotides. Its product is annotated as DNA repair protein XRCC4-like. Gene Ontology annotation, biological process: response to X-ray; immunoglobulin V(D)J recombination; double-strand break repair via nonhomologous end joining. The record is from RefSeq and is a predicted model, not a curated record. The transcript is spliced from 8 exons. Gene Ontology annotation, cellular component: DNA-dependent protein kinase-DNA ligase 4 complex; nucleus; DNA ligase IV complex. The coding region runs from base 76 to 957 and encodes 293 amino acids. Gene Ontology annotation, molecular function: DNA binding. Lineage: Eukaryota; Metazoa; Chordata; Actinopteri; Pleuronectiformes; Pleuronectidae.
GUCAACUUUAAGCUGUUGCAAGGGUCUUAGUGUGAAUGCACAUAUGCACACACUGGUGUCUACAGUUUGUAAGACAUGAGUGGCACAGUCCGCCAGAUCACAAUAACCACUGAUCCAAGUACACCCUACUUCCUGCGAGUGGACUGGGCAGAGGACCUGGGUGCUGGAUUUACAUUAGCUCUCACUGAUGGCAGCUCGGCGUGGAUUGGAGAAGUUUCAGAAGAUGAGGUGACAAACGAAGCCAGUGAACUGGGAGUCACAAGAGAAAACUAUGUGAAGGAUCUUCUUCUAGCACUAACAAGGAGUGGUGAAGGAAGAGGAGGACGAGGCAGAGGGAGCGACAAGAAGGCCUAUUCUUUCCACCUGACUCCAGAUCACUGUCAUCUCUCAUAUCAGAAGUUCUGUGAUGACAUCACGGUGGACUUGGGCUCGGUGGAGCUCCAACCGGCUCCAGACCCUCUAGAGCUGAACCGGGAGAUGAUUGGCCAGUCCCUGAAGCGCGGCACAGAUCUGCAGUCAGAAAACUGCCGGCUACUGGAGGAGAAUUGUGGACUGAAACAGGAGCACCAUCGAAUACUCACAGAGCUGGAGAAGCAUGUUCAGGAUAAGGAGACGAUGGAGAAGAAGCUUUACUCACGUUUUGUCCUGGUGCUGAAUGAGAAGAAGGCGAAGAUCCGGGGCCUGCAGGGCAACAUCCACCAGCUCCAGCAGACUGCUGACAAGCAGGACAGUGACGAUGAAGCAACUCUGGAUGAAGAUGGCAGCCAGAACAGAGGAGAGGAGACUGUUCCGAGCUUCCAUCCAUCUCAGGAGCAAACCAUCCUAAUCACAGGUCGUAAUCUUGUGUGCCACGGCGUCACUGUGGACCACACGUUUUCUGAUAACGAAGACGAACAACCGAGAAGGAAGCGGAGGUUACUUCACGCUCCAAGUGCCGGGCCCUCUGAGCAGGAAUAAAAUCACAGAUGAUGUCCAGGACUCAUCAACAUGAUUGAAGCCCUAAAUCGAAGGCCUUUUUUCUGAUAAACAAGUUUUCUGGAUCCCUAUCGAGCUAUGUGGGGAGCUGGUCAACGUUUAUCUCAAUAC